Ylistrum balloti is the source of this 1410-nucleotide messenger RNA. Its product is annotated as sorting nexin-17-like. Gene Ontology annotation, molecular function: phosphatidylinositol binding. NCBI's taxonomy places the organism in Eukaryota, Metazoa, Mollusca, Bivalvia, Pectinida, Pectinidae. The record is from RefSeq and is a predicted model, not a curated record. Gene Ontology annotation, biological process: intracellular protein transport. The transcript is spliced from 15 exons. The coding region runs from base 44 to 1393 and encodes 449 amino acids. Gene Ontology annotation, cellular component: early endosome.
UUGAUUAUUAACGUAAUACAGAGUCUCUGACAUAAGAUACAAGAUGCAUUUCUCCAUACCAGAGACACAGGAGCAACAGGAUGGGAAUGGCACAACAUUCACGACGUUUAACAUUCAUAUCAAUGGAAUGUUUCACUGUUCUGUUCGCUACAGUGUGCUACAUACAUUUCAUGAACAAUUGAAAAAAGAAUUUGGUGCCAAUCAACUUCCACAUUUUCCACCCAAGAAGCUCUUCCCUCUGUCUCCACUAAAACUGGAUGAGAGAAGGAUACUGCUUGAGAAAUUUGUACAAAUUGUAAGCCAAGAUCCAAAGAUUGCCAACAGUGAUGUGUUCAAUGGAUUUCUUCUCAGUGCUCAACAGGAAACUCAAAAGGAAGCAUCAGAAGAUGUGACGCUGGAUGUGUAUUUGAUGAAUGGCCACAAGAUCACGAUAAACAUUAAGUCAACAGAUCAGACAGAUGAUGUCCUAGAGGCUGUGGCAUCCCAGAUAGAACUACCAGAUGACUAUGUUUACUAUUUUGGUCUUUUCCUUGUGCAGAAGGAAGUCGCAGGAGAUAACUCUAUUGUCAGAAAAUUACAAGAAUUUGAAUCUCCAUUCAUCUCAUUGAAAUAUGCAAACAAGUCGGGUACACAUCGAAUAGUCUUCAGAAAAAGUUUUUGGGACUUAUCAUACGAAGAUGACCUUCUGGAGAACAAAAUUUCCAUGAAUCUUCUGUAUGUGCAGGCUGUUAAUGAUAUAGAAAGACACUGGACACUUGGCAGUAAAGACCAACUUAAGCAUUUGUCGUCUCUACAAAGUAAAGGAUCAAAGCGUGAGUAUUUACGACUGGCAAGGACUCUGAAAUAUUAUGGCCACCUGCAGUUCAAGCCAUGCGUAACAGACUACCCUAAUCCAAACUCACGGGCUGUUGUGUCUGUCGGAAAUAGAGAAAUGAACUUCAGGAUACAGACAGCACCUAACGUGAUAAAGGAAGGCAAUUUCCGCAUUACCAGAAUGAGGUGUUGGAGGAUCACCACUUGUUUAAGUGACAGUAAAGAGGAGAUUAAAAAUCCGUCUAGUCCGCGUCUGGAACUUGCAUUUGAGUACCUUAUGGCUAAGGACUCCUUAAAGUGGAUCACCAUCACGAGUGAUCAGGCUAUUUUGAUGAGUAUGUGUUUACAGUCUGUCGUGGAUGAAUUGAUCAGAAAGAAACAAGGCAAGAAAAUCAAACGACCACAAGAUAGAAACAAGACAGUAUCUGCCAUCCGCCCUCUGCAGCGAGGAGACAGCUAUGCUGGAGCAUUGAGUCGACAAACUUCUCUCCCAAGUCCUAUAGAGGAGACUCCAAAGAGUAACGGACAAAGUGUUAUAGAAAACAAUGCAUUUGACACAAUAGGGGACGAUGAUUUAUGAGAGAAGAGCUGUGUUAA